GCACUUCCGGCCCCGGAAAGUCAGCCUCCGCGUGCGUGGCGAAGGCGGCGCGCGUGACGUCGCCGGCCGAGGCUCGCGGCUGUCUAUCGUUCCCCAGUCUGGGAGAGAAAGAGGCCGGAUAGCGGAGCGAAGGCAGCGGCACCAUCGCCAGGCGCACGGGGCUCGGGAGCGGCCAUGGCUUACGCGUACCUCUUCAAGUACAUCAUCAUCGGGGACACGGGAGUGGGCAAAUCAUGCUUGUUGUUACAGUUCACAGACAAACGGUUCCAGCCUGUGCAUGACCUCACCAUCGGCGUGGAGUUUGGCGCACGGAUGAUCACCAUUGACGGAAAACAAAUCAAGUUACAGAUCUGGGACACGGCCGGCCAGGAGUCGUUCCGGUCCAUCACCAGGUCCUACUAUCGCGGGGCAGCAGGAGCUCUGCUGGUCUACGACAUCACAAGAAGGGACACGUUUAACCACUUGACAACAUGGUUAGAAGACGCACGUCAACAUUCCAACUCUAAUAUGGUCAUCAUGCUCAUCGGUAAUAAGAGUGAUCUGGAGUCACGGCGGGAGGUGAAGCGGGAAGAGGGAGAGGCCUUUGCCAGGGAGCACGGGCUUAUCUUCAUGGAGACCUCCGCCAAGACCGCGUCCAACGUGGAGGAGGCGUUUAUAAACACAGCCAAGGAGAUUUAUGAGAAGAUUCAGGAAGGCGUUUUUGAUAUCAACAAUGAGGCAAAUGGGAUUAAAAUUGGCCCCCAGCACGCCGCCACCAAUGCAACGCUGACCGGGAACCAGGGCGGGCUGCAGGCGGGGGGUGGCUGCUGCUGAGGUCAUUCACAGCUUUGGCCCACUGACCCCCGACCCACCCGUCCAACCCCCCCUACCCCAACAUGCCCCGGUCCCACUCCAGGAUUCAGCCACAUCCAAGAUGGCUGUCCAUCACAAUGUCGAGAUCCGUCACGGCUCCAAGAAGGGACUGCGACAGACAUGGCUAUCAUCCCCACCUAAGCGGAAAUGCUGAGGGUUGCAGCCAUGUCUGUUUUUUUUUUUUAAUUUAUCAGUCCAUCUGUAUUUUUUCCUUUCUUGUUGUAUUACUCCUCAUUUGCGUGACCGUGGCGACUUCAAAGCGGAAAUCGCAUUACACACUACAAGGUCAGCGGGGUAAUUUAAUCCAUCGCCGUGGAUGGAGUCUGGAUACUGUGGUAAAUCGGAAGUAUACAAAAAAAAAAAAAACUUAAAUUGUAGGACUGUAUUUAAAGCUCUAUUUCAAAGUGAAGAUGAGAAAUGUCAGGGCUGUUUUAAUGCUUUAUUUUUCAUAUAUUUUCUGUAUAUAGGGUUAUGAUUUCUUGCUUUAUGUGUAUAUUAACCAUGCUGGAGUCUUUAUGAGUUUUAUGAAAUUAUCCACUGUAUGGUUACAGCUGAAACUUAUGACAGUAUUGGUAUAGCCAUCCUGCUUAAAGUAGUUUUUAAAUCUUUUAUUAUUGUUAUUAUAAUUGUUGGUUUUGCCUUUUCCUAAUCUCUUCCUGUCCUUAAAGCAUCCUCUCUGUAUAGGCUUUGGCUGGAUAUUAUGUGUCUAUUUUAAUGCCAAACUGUUGUUUCUGUGUGACAUAAUCCCACCUUUUAUCAUGGACCGCCCACCACAAUGGGUUUGCUGUUUUUUGCCUUAAGAAGAUGCAGAUAUUUUUUAGUGGUACAGUGUAACAAACGACACGUGCACGAUCGCACACAGCGCCGCUCACGGUGACGCCUCCUGUAACUGGUGGGGUCCUCCCUGCUCUCCCCUCCCCUCCCCUCCCCCAGGCUGUGCAGCGAGCUGCAGUGUCUCCAUGGUUACGGGAAGGUCGAGAGGUUGGAGGUCUGGGGGGCGGGGGGCAACCUGGAGUACACUUGUCGCCUUCGAGUUAUAUCAGCUGUGUUGUCUGAAAAUGAAAUGUCACGACAAUAAAAGUGUUUUCUGUGGCAGAAA
Molecule: messenger RNA, 1951 nt
Organism: Paramormyrops kingsleyae
Lineage: Eukaryota; Metazoa; Chordata; Actinopteri; Osteoglossiformes; Mormyridae
Product: ras-related protein Rab-2A-like
Molecular function (GO): GTP binding; GTPase activity
Source: RefSeq, a predicted model, not a curated record